UUUACAUAAUAUAUAUGGCCAUCAGUUAUAGUUCCGAUCUUUUGUUAGUUGACAUCUCAGUGAUUGCGCGUACGACUAUAACAACAUGCUUCUAUCCGUGUACAUAGUGUGUACAUUGUUGCUGUGCAUAUGUGUGCUGCUAUGGAGCUUGGAGCGACGCAAGCGCAACAAAUAUAGAGGAGUACCGACCUACCCCCUCUUACCGUUCAUCGGGAAUAUACAUCAAGUUGUAGGAGACACACAAAAGUUGUUUCACAUAGUGGAAAAUAUUACCGAUAUUUGUGAAGAGAAGCAAUCACUUUUUGUGGUUUGGUUGGGACCCUGUCCUAUUCUAGCGGUGCAACAUCCAGAUGACGUGAAGAUGGUCACCAACUCCUUUGUAGAGAAGCCGUAUUUCUAUGAUUUCGGCAGGGCUUGGCUCGGAGACGGACUCGUCACUGCACCAGGUUACAUAUGGAAGCAAAGCAUCAAGAAAUUAGCUGGUACAUUCACCAGCUCCGUGGUGGACGGUUACCAGGACGUGUUCAACGCUCAGGCGGAGAAGUUGGUGCUCAACUUGAAGACUAAAGUGGGGAAGGAACCAUUCGAUGUCAUGCAUACAUUGGCGUUUGCGACCUUGGAAACUAUUUGUCAAACGGCUUUGGGAGUUUCGAAUAUAUCAGAGAAUAUAGUCACGGAGGAGUACUACGAUGCCUUCAACCGUUGCCUGGAGCUGAUGAUAUACAGGGGUAUGAACAUCCUACUGCACCCUGACGCCAUCUACCGACUCACUCCAGCACAUAAAGAGAUGAUGAAGUGCGUCGCUGCUCUGCACAAAGUGUCUGAUAAUGUGAUGAAGAAGUUACGAGCUGAACAGAAGAAUGUAAAGAUAAGUGAAAUGACUGGAAAUCAUAAUCAAGAUACAAAUAGAGGACCAAAGUUCAAAGCGUUCUUGGACAUUCUACUGGACCUGAGAGAGGUAGACCCGAACCUAACGGAUCAUCAGAUCAAGGCGGAGGUGGACACCAUCAUAUUGGCGGGACAGGAGACGGUAGCCACCGCCUUUUUCUACACCCUGCUGAUGAUUGGGUGCAAGCCAGGAGUCCAGGAGAAGAUGUAUGCUGAGUUGUACAGUAUAUUCGGGGACAGCAAGCGUCCGGUUUCCAAGGAGGACCUCUCUCGCAUGAGUUACUGCGAGGCCAUCAUCAAUGAAACUCUUCGGUUGUACCCACCAGCUCCGGGCGUGAUGCGGUAUGCUGACAGGGAUCUGAAACUUAAAUCCUUCACAAUCCCGAAGGGCACGAUCUGUGCUAUUAAUUUCUGGGGAGCUGGCAGGUCGGUGCGAGCGUGGGGACCUGACGCCAAGGUGUACAGGCCGGAGCGGUGGCUGGAAGACCAGGCGCCUGGCAACCCUGCUGCGUUCCUACCCUUCAGCUAUGGACGACGAGCUUGUAUUGGUAAAAAAUACGCCAUGGCGAUUCUAAAAACGAUGCUGGCGCAUUGUGUCCGGGAGUUGGUGUUCGAGUCCCAGGCUGACAACUUGCAGCUGAAGAUAGACUUAGCCCUAAGGCCGGUUUCCGGCCAUCUCAUACAAAUUAGAUUGCGGGAUAGUGAAAAUCGGUGUCGAUGAAAACUGAUACUAGAGAUUAUUAUAAUAAAGUACUGUAUUGAUUGAA
Molecule: messenger RNA, 1655 nt
Organism: Spodoptera frugiperda (fall armyworm)
Lineage: Eukaryota; Metazoa; Arthropoda; Insecta; Lepidoptera; Noctuidae
Gene: Cyp366a1
Product: cytochrome P450 4C1-like
Exons: 11
Coding region: 86-1609 (507 amino acids)
Molecular function (GO): monooxygenase activity; oxidoreductase activity, acting on paired donors, with incorporation or reduction of molecular oxygen; heme binding
Source: RefSeq, a predicted model, not a curated record